Canariomyces notabilis is the source of this 2259-nucleotide messenger RNA. RefSeq names its product MFS general substrate transporter. Gene Ontology annotation, molecular function: transmembrane transporter activity. Lineage: Eukaryota; Fungi; Ascomycota; Sordariomycetes; Sordariales; Chaetomiaceae. The transcript is spliced from 6 exons. Gene Ontology annotation, cellular component: plasma membrane. The record is from RefSeq and is a predicted model, not a curated record. Bases 384 to 1937 code for a protein of 517 amino acids. Gene Ontology annotation, biological process: transmembrane transport.
CGCCGAUCCAGGGCCGGUCCGACCAGGCCCUCACUCACUCACUCAGCAAAUUGUACGACCAUGACUGUACUACUCUCACGCUAGUAGGUCAUUCAUUGCCUUUUACAAAAUAUGCUGCAGGAACAGGGUUAAAAUAAAACCCUCGCGGUGCGUCACGGGCUGUGGUAGGAUCUAGAUCCAUCAUCCCCCUCUCCGCUCUUCAGUUUUGUCUCCUUCGUCUUCCCUCAGCCAGGCCCGACGACAUCGUAGUUCACAUAUCUCCAAGCGAUACUCAAGAGCUCCUUGGUAUAUAUACAUACACCACCUUGCUUGAGGUGGUACUGAGCUCUUUGCGGGGACCAUUGGGCGAGAGGGAGGACAGGCUACACACGACCGAAACCGCCAUGACCAAACUCAAACACCAUGCGGACCACUCCGAGUCCGAGAGCAAGCGUCAGGAAGCCGCCACGGCCGGGGUCGAGGCCGGCUUACCCGGAUACCCGGCCUACGACUCUUCAUCCAUGACCAACGGCAACGGCAACGGCAACGGGCUGGGUGAGGUGGUGGUGGUAUGCCCGCCGCACACGACAGAACGCAAAAUCACGACCAAGAUUGACGUGCACAUCAUACCCUUUGUGAUUGUGCUGUACCUGCUGGCCUUCCUGGACCGCGUCAACAUUGCCAACGCCCGCGCUUUCGGGCUCGAGGCCGACCUCGGCAUGGGCGGCGUCGAGUACAACACGGCCCUGACCAUCUUUUUUGUGCCCUACAUCCUGUGCGAGAUCCCGUCAAACCUGCUGCUGAAGCGCUUCUCGCCCCGCGUGUGGUUGUCGGUGUGCUGUCUGGGGUUUGGGCUGGUGACGGUCCUCCAGGGAUUCGUGCAGAACUAUUCGGGAAUUCUGGCGACGAGGUUCUUUUUGGGCUUGUUUGAAUGCGGCAUGUUCCCUGGCUGCUUUUACCUCCUGAGCACAUGGUACCGGCGACACGAGGCGCAGAAACGCUUCUCCCUCUUCUUCUCGUCCACGUCGCUGGCGGGCGCCUUUGGCGGGCUCUUGGCCUCGGCCAUUGGCAAGAUGGACUACAUGCAGGGCUACCGCGGGUGGCGCUGGAUCUUUAUCCUCGAAGGGUGUGUCACCGUGCUCAUUGGAGUGGUGUUUCUGUUCACCUUUCCUUCCUUCCCCGAACAAGCGACCUGGCUACCCCCAGACGAGCGCGAGUUCGUCAAGGCGCGGCUGCGCGCCGACCAGGGCAACAGCGGGGCAGAGCGGCCCAUCACGCUGCGCGACGUGCGCACCGUCAUGGCCGACUACCGCAUCUGGCUGGGCGGCUUCAUGUACUUUGGGCUGAUCGUGCCGGCCUACUCGUACGCCUAUUUCUCGCCCACCAUCAUUCAGAGCUACAAGUACGACCCGAUCCAGACGCAGCUGCGCUCCGUCCCGCCCUGGGCCGUGGCGUUUGGCUUUGCCAUGAUCGUCGCCACUCUGUCCGACUGGCUCCAGCACCGUUUUCUCUUUAUCGUCGGCGCCGUCCUGGUCUCCAUCUCGGGAUUCGCCGUGCUGCUAAGCGUGCACGAUAACCUGCCCGUGCAGUACGCCGCGCUGUUCCUCAUCUGCAUGGGCACUUACUCGGCUAUGCCUGUUGUAGUGUGCUGGUUCAAUAUGAAUCUGGGAGGACACCAUCGGCGUGCGGUGGGGAGUGCGUGGCAGAUUGGUUUCGGAAACAUUGGCGGCAUCAUCUCCACCUACUCCUUCGUGACGUCUGAUGCCCCCUUCUUCAAGAAGGGCUACGCCAUUUGCGUCUCCUUCAUCUGCCUCAGUCUGGUCUCCUGCGCCGCCUAUGCCUUUUCCAUCAUGACGGAGAAUAGGAAGCGCCGUCGGCAGCCGCGGGAUCUCAACCUGACGGAACAUGAGAAGACGGAACUGGGGGAUCUCAACCCGGAGUUUAGGUACAUGCUUUGAGUGUGUGGGUGGCUCUUGGUGGAAAAACAGUGCUCUGGCGGCUGUGAUCGUUGUAUCGUACAAGAGCCCGUACUAUAGAAAAGCUCUAUGGACUCCUAGAGGGACAUCUAGCUCUCCGGCUUGUAAUGCAUGAAUCAGGGUGAUUACGGACGAUACACCUGCAAGUCGUCAAUCGCUGUGUUUCCACUGAUCAAGAUCGUUAACGUUCGGCUAUUCGGUCCUCUUGAUAACGUACUAGAAUAAAACGCGCCGUUGCUUCGGUCUAAUACCUCCAAUAUGAUAAUGCUGCUGAUCGUUUUUGUGCAAUCAGCGGGUUUGCGGG